AUGGAUUUAAGACAUGAAUUUGGGCAUGUGUUGAUGUCGCGGCAGACUACAAACUUACAGGUAUGCAUCUCUACUAUUGUCACUAUAAUGGAGGGGCCCAUCGCAGAUAGGGCUGAGAAAAGCAGUCGGGCCAACAGUGCACUGGGAGGCGCUGCUGCCGAACCCAUAACGAGCACUAAUGACCAAAACCGGCCCUUUGAAGUUGGCGGUGAUACAUUAACCGACUUCAAGUCAGCUGCCAGCCGCACCUGCGAUAACCAGAAAAACGCAUGUGCAAAGAUCGCCAACGAGGGGGCAAUAGUAACGGCCUGGCAGUGA
This is a messenger RNA of Pseudogymnoascus destructans, 318 nucleotides long. RefSeq lists its product as uncharacterized. The coding region runs from base 1 to 318 and encodes 105 amino acids. The transcript has 2 exons. The record is from RefSeq and is a predicted model, not a curated record. NCBI's taxonomy places the organism in Eukaryota, Fungi, Ascomycota, Leotiomycetes, Thelebolales, Thelebolaceae.